AUGCCCAACAACGGCGACACCUCCAACUACACAUCCGUGUUCCGCCUGACACCACUCGGUGACCCGCAUCGCAAGGUGAUCAAGCGCAACCGGCAGGUCGUCUCGUGCAUCCCAUGUCGCACCCGGAAACUGAAAUGUGACCGCCAGCAGCCAUGUACUUCCUGCGUCAAGAGGAGCGACGCCGUCUCGUGCAGGUUCUUUGGGGCGUCCGGCGCCGGUGGCUCCUCGGGCCAGACGCCGCCCGUGCCCCGGAAGCAGGUGCAGGUUAGGUUGCAGCAGCUGGAGGAUCUCGUCAACGGGAUGGUCAACCAGUCUGGGUCGGAUGCACCGGCAGCGAAGGAUGCAAGUGAGGCGGCGCACUCGGCGGAGCAGCCUCGGCCCGCCAGGUCGGCCUCGAGCCGGGACGAGGCCGUGUCGCCGGGGCGGCCGGACGGAAAUAACGUGCGAUACGCCGGGGGCACAAGUUAUGCUGCUGUUCUCGAGUGCAUCCACAAUCUUCAAGAACUCAUUGACGAGGAAGCACCAGACUACUUGUCUGCAGGCUCCCAUCUGUCGCGACCUGGGAGUCAACAUGAGGCCCAGGAAGCGCAAGAACGACAUGCGCCGGCUUCUGCCCACCCACGUCGUGCUGCAACACCGCUGACGGCACAGCAAAUCAUUGACUGCUUGCCGCCAAGGUCAGAAUGCGACAAGGCUCUGACAUUCUACUUCCAACAGGUCUAUCUCAUCCCAAUGGCCAUACACUCGGGCCAAUUUCAGCGAGCAUAUGAGGCAUUCUGGAAAGAGCCUAACAAUGCCAGUCUGCUAUGGAUAAGCACGCUGUUCUCUGUAUUAUCGACUGCAGUAUUUCAACAAGCCUCCAAAGCUGCCGAAUCAGAAGGCCUCGGCGCGGCAGGGAUCCAGGAUGAAGCAGCCAAAGAGAAGAUCGACUUGUACAGCAGCAUGGCAUAUCGCUGCCUGGACGCUGGCGACUAUCUUCUGGGCAAGCCGCACUCCGUUGAGGCUGCGCUUCUGUUCGUCCUGCAUCUCGUCUUGCAGAAACGGGACACAGAUCCAAUUUGCUGGCACACAUGUUGCACUGCAAUCCGCCUGGCCCAAAAGAUGGGAUACCAUCGCGAUGCAACCUAUCUGAACCGAAGCACCAACAUGAAGAUCUCCGCCUUUGACGCUGAGAUGCGCCGGAGGACGUGGUAUACGCUCGAGCACCUAGACAUAUCCUUUGGCUUCCUGCUCGGGAUCCCUCCCAUGAUUAAUGGCGCCGACGUCGACACAAAGCUUCCUUCGAACCUGCACGACGAAGAAUUCGGCGAGCACAGCCAAUCGUUGCCACCGUCAAGGCCAUACUCAGACUUUACACCAGUGCUAUUUUAUAUAUACUCCGCCAGACAGGUGCAGGUCCUGCGUGGGAUUGUGAGACAGGCAGUAGCUGUUGCGCAGCCCUCUUACGGCGACGUUCUUAGUUUUGAUGACGAUCUACGUAGCUUACACGAACAUGUGCCACCUAAUCUUCGGUACAGGCCGAUACGGCAGAGCAGUUUUGCUGAUGUCCCUGAUAUAAUCGUUCGGCGCAUGGUACUCGAAAUCAUACAUCUCAAAGGAGUGUGUGUCCUGCAUAGGCGCUAUUUGACCACCGGGAGGGAGAAUACCGUCUACGACCGGUCAAGAGAGGCGUGCCGCGACGCCGCACUGAAGCUGCUGGACCUGCAUGCCGAAUUCGACGAGCAGAGCGGUGAUGGCGGUCGACUGUACGAAAAGAGGUUCCUGGUGACGAACGCUGGUUUCCAUGUUUUUUUGUUGGCAGCCAUGUGUCUUUGCCUGGACCUCAGCUCUGGAAACAGAAAGCAGCCCUUCCAUGACCGCGCUGUGUCUGCCCUCAAGCGGGCAGGCGCAAUAUGGAGUCGCACGGCCAGCGUAUCCAAGGAAUCAGCUCACGCAACAAAGGUGCUCGAGGCUAUCCUGACCAAGGUCUCAUCAUCCACUCAAGCUUCAACUCCGAAACCUCCCGAUGAUCGUCGCUCUCCUGCGACAGCCCCGAACUCUUCCAGCGCUCCGUCCGACCAGCCCGAAGCAGCAGCAUCCUCCUGGUCAGCUGUAAACAACAAGGCCCCUCAGUCAUCGCGAGCAGUCAGGAGAGACUUUUCUGUUGCAUGGGACUUCGGAGUGGACGCCGUCCGUACCGAGCGCAACAGAGACUCGGAUGAUCCGAUAGACUUGGCGGUAAAUGGUGACAUGGACUGGAACGAAAUCGACUCAUACCUCCUCGACCGGGGGCAUGUCAAAGAAACGCCGGCCACCACGUCACCUGCUUCUCCGCCCACGAAUGACAAUCCUAGGGAAGGAUGGGCCUAUAUAGAGCGCGGUGGGAGGAAGGCUAGAGAAAACUGGUCUUAUCCGCAAUAUGAUCACAACGACGGUUCCCCCGCGGCGAGUACCACAAACUUUCGCACCUGGGCAAGGGGUGGGACGACUUUAGGCGGUUUUGGCUUUCCUUGA
This is a messenger RNA of Diaporthe batatas, 2493 nucleotides long. RefSeq lists its product as uncharacterized. Gene Ontology annotation, biological process: regulation of DNA-templated transcription; DNA-templated transcription. The transcript is spliced from 4 exons. Gene Ontology annotation, cellular component: nucleus. Gene Ontology annotation, molecular function: DNA-binding transcription factor activity, RNA polymerase II-specific; zinc ion binding; DNA binding. The coding region runs from base 1 to 2493 and encodes 830 amino acids. Lineage: Eukaryota; Fungi; Ascomycota; Sordariomycetes; Diaporthales; Diaporthaceae. The record is from RefSeq and is a predicted model, not a curated record.